Messenger RNA from Meriones unguiculatus (Mongolian gerbil), 2842 nucleotides. RefSeq names its product F-box protein 24 (gene Fbxo24). NCBI's taxonomy places the organism in Eukaryota, Metazoa, Chordata, Mammalia, Rodentia, Muridae. Gene Ontology annotation, molecular function: protein binding. The record is from RefSeq and is a predicted model, not a curated record.
AUGGUGUGGGAAAGGCAGCGGGGACGGGGGCCUGGGGCCGGGAGCCAAGGGGCCUGGAGAGAUGAGGGCAGGAGCAGGGAGGGGACAGGCAGGAUGGUGAGGAGAAGCCGGAGACAGAAGCUGCAAAAAUUGACCAGGCUGUGCAGACAGGAGGAGGGGCUCAGGGUGAAGCGCAGCUGCCCUUGCCUGGAGGCUGGGAGUGAACGGAAGGAAAGAGGGAACCCUAUUUCUGUUCAGCUGUUCCCCCCAGAGCUGGUGGAGCACAUCGUGUCCUUCCUCCCAGUCAAAGACGUUGUGGCCCUGGGCCAGACUUGCCACUACUUCCACGAAGUGUGUGACGCCGAGGGCGUGUGGAGGCGCAUCUGCCGGAGCCUCAGCCCACGCCUCCGCGACCAGGGCUCUGGUGCCCGGCCUUGGAAGAGAGCUGCCAUCCUUAACUAUACAAAGGGCCUGUAUUUCCAGGCCUUCGGAGGGCGCCGCAGAUGUCUCAGCAAGAGCGUGGCCCCCAUGCUAGCCCACGGCUACCGCCGCUUCUUACCCACGAAGGACCACGUGUUCAUCCUCGACUACGUGGGGACUCUCUUCUUCCUCAAAAACGCGCUAGUGUCGUCCACCCUCGGCCAGAUCCAGUGGAAGCGGGCCUGCCGCUAUGUGGUGCUGUGUCGAGGCGCUAAGGACUUUGCCUCCGACCCGCGAUGUGACACGGUGUACCGCAAAUACCUCUACGUCCUGGCCACCCGGGAGCAGCCGGCGGUGGUGGGCGCCACUGGCAGCCGGGCCUGCGACUGUGUGGAGGUCUAUCUGCAGUCCAGUGGGCAGCGGGUCUUCAAGAUGACUUUCCACCACUCCAUGAGCUUCAAGCAGAUCGUGCUGGUCGGCCAGGAGACGCAGCGGGCCCUCCUGCUCCUCACAGAGGAAGGGAAGAUCUACUCCCUGGUGGUGAACGAGACCCAGCUGGACCAGCCCCGCUCUUACACGGUGCAGCUGGCGCUCAGGAAGGUGUCCCGCUGCCUGCCGCACCUGCGUGUGGCCUGCAUGGCCUCCAAUCAGAGCAGCACCCUGUACAUCACGGACCAGGGGGGAGUGUAUUUUGAGGUGCACACCCCAGGGGUGUAUCGCGAUCUCUUCGGGACCCUCCAAGCCUUCGACCCUCUGGACCAUCAGAUGCCGCUUGCUCUGUCCCUGCCCGCCAAGGUCCUAUUCUGUGCUCUUGGCUACAAUCAUCUUGGCCUGGUGGAUGAGUUUGGCCGGAUCUUCAUGCAGGGAAAUAACAGAUACGGGCAGCUGGGCACUGGAGACAAGAUGGACCGAGGGGAGCCCACACAGGUUCAUUAUUUGCAACGCCCCAUUGCCCUGUGGUGUGGCCUCAACCAUUCCUUGGUGCUGAGUCAGACCUCGGAUUUCAGCAAGGAGCUGCUGGGGUGCGGCUGUGGGGCCGGAGGCCGCCUUCCUGGCUGGCCGAAGGGGAGUGCCUCCUUUGUCAAGCUGCAGAUCAAGGUCCCCCUGUGUGCCUGCUCCCUCUGCUCCACCAGAGAGUGUCUCUACAUGCUGUCCAGCCACGACAUCGAGCAGUGCCCGGCCUACCGAGACCUGCCGGCCAGCAGGGUCUCGGGAAGCCCGGAACCUAGCCAGGCGGCUGGAGCCCCCCAAGACCCAGGGGGGACAGCCCAGGCCUGUGAGGAGUACCUCAGCCAGAUCCACAGCUGCCCUACGCUGCAGGACCGGAUGGCAAAGAUGAAGGAGAUUGUGGGCUGGAUGCCCUUGAUGGCUGCCCAGAAGGAUUUCUUCUGGGCAGCACUGGACAUGCUGCAGAGGGCCGCGGGUGCGGGUGGUCCAGGCACCUCGGCCUCUGAGAGCUGACCCCUCCCCCUCGCCUCUACUCCUGAGGAGGUCGGGCCCUGGGCUAGGGCUGAGGAGAGCCGGAGUGACAAAGAACACUGUGUGUACGUGGGUGGGGGUGGGGUGGGAGGCACGGAGCAGUGCUGGACAUGGCGAGGUAGCGUAGGGAACUCUAUAAUGUGCAGGGGCUGCCCAGGAGGGGCCCCCGACCCGACUAUCAUGGGCAGGAAAUUUGAUGGACAGUAGAAUAAAAGGCUAAAGCAAGGCCUGUUUCGAAGCCCUGGGGCCUUAUGGGGGACUAGGGGCAAGGAAUGGAGGGGAGCCUGGCUGGUGAGGGAGGAAAGUCAAGUGCCACACCCCAGCUCACCUUCUGCUUCUCACUCCAGAAGCCUCACCUCCGCCUGUCUGCAGUGAGGUCGGGCCUGGUCUUGGGUGACAGCCUCACUGUGUGGUCUGGCCUGACCUCCUUAAUCGCACUGACUCCAUAUCCAGAGAGCUAGGAUUACAGUGUGCCGCCCCACUCCUGCACCAGACCAGGGGUCUAACCUCCAUUGGGGGUACCUCGCCCCUAGCCCUCCGCCCUGUGAGGUCUGGCCCUGUUCUCUCCCUCCUGUCCCCCAAGCCCGGUCUCCUGCCCAAGGACAGGGCUACUCCAGGUCCCCAUUAACUCUCCUCCUAUACCUUACAAUAGUUGGAAGAGAAAUUGAGGGGUCAGAACGCCCCGUCCUUGGCCUGCUCUGGUCCAUUGUUAAAGGGAAAGCCGUGAUUAUGUGCAGAAGAUCCUGGGUGAGGCUUGCAGGCCUGUACUCCCAGCACUUGGGAAGCUGAGGCAGGAGGAUGGAAAGCUCCGGCUAGCCAGGGCUUCCCAGCAAGACUUCCAGACGUGCUGAUGGUGGACGGCCAAAUGGCCCAAGGACAGCCCCCUGGAUGCUGAGAAUGACAGGUGAAGAGGUCCAGGCCUCCUGAGGGUCCACAGGAAAGACCCCGUUCUCAAGCCCAGGAC